Triplophysa rosa is the source of this 3768-nucleotide messenger RNA. It is a transcript of the gene sack1b, whose product is annotated as family with sequence similarity 83 member B. The record is from RefSeq and is a predicted model, not a curated record. NCBI's taxonomy places the organism in Eukaryota, Metazoa, Chordata, Actinopteri, Cypriniformes, Nemacheilidae. Gene Ontology annotation, cellular component: cytoplasm; membrane. Gene Ontology annotation, biological process: epidermal growth factor receptor signaling pathway. The transcript is spliced from 5 exons.
UCAAGUUUUGUCGGUGGACAACAAACUCCCUUUGGCUCUUGACAUAUCUCUGCUGUACCGGGAAAAAUACACGGAAUCAUUAAGAGACACAGCAUGACAAGUUCCUCUUAUAAGCUGUAGACCGUUUUGAGGGAGAUGGAUAGCUUAAUGGAAUCUAAUUUGUCCCUGCUCUCUUCUUCAAAAGAGGAAUUUAAAGCAGAAGAUUAUGUACAGCCUCAUUACAAAGAGGCGUAUCGGUUAGCCAUAGACUGUCUUAUCGAUGGUGGAGAAGCUUCUUAUCAAAACUUCAUCAAGCAAGAAGGCAUUUGGGGAUUUAUAUCUGAGAAGGAAAUCCAGCACAUUACAGGGAGUGUUGUACAGCUACCCACCAGCAAUCACACUGAGGAAGCGGACUGCCCGCCGGAUGAGACAUCUUCUACGGGGACAUACUGGCCGACUCACUCUGACACUGAGCCUCCAAACCUAGAUUUAGGCUGGCCGGAGGUUUUGCACAGCAGGCUUAAGACCAAUAUAGACCUGCUCUUUCACCCACCAAGGCAAAACAGCCCCACCAUCAAGGAAAUGAUCCGGAAACAUAUACAGGAUGCCAGGCAGGUCAUUGCGAUUGCAAUGGAUAUUUUUACUGAUGUGGACAUUUUUAAAGAGGUGGUCGAUGCAUCAGUCAGGGGUGUUCCCGUCUACAUUCUACUGGACCAUAUUCACUUCAAAAGCUUUCUCACUAUGAUUGAAAAACAAGAUGUCCAAAUACAACAACUCAGAAAUAUGAAGAUCCGUACAGUGAAAGGCCAGGAAUAUUGCUGCAGAUCGGGAGCAAAGUUCCAUGGAGCGAUGGAGCAAAAAUUUCUCAUUGUCGACUGUCAAACAGUGUUUUUUGGAUCAUACAGCUUCAUGUGGUCCUAUGAGAAGAUUAACCUCAGCAUGGUGCAGGUUAUAACAGGCCAACUAGUAGAGACUUAUGAUGAGGAAUUCCGAACAUUAUACGCUCGUUCGACAAUCCCAGCUCCAUUUCAGAACAGUUUCAAUGGAAACCAGUGUGACGUGAGGCCUAAUGGUAAAAUGGAUGGAAACCUCAUGCAUUCCAGCAACCCCUUCGAACGCAAAGACCACUUAAGGCACACGCUCGAUGCAGUUUACCGGCAAACCUGUGAAAGGCGAUCAGGAUUUUUGCCAUCACGGGAUUUUGAAGAAAGGCAGCUUGUUGCACCACAGACACGCUUCCUUCAAGAAGCAUCUGAAUAUUACAAAAGGCACAGCUAUGCCGGUGAGCGCCAGGAGCCUGCAUAUAUUCCACAUUUGUCUAAGUAUGGCGCUAGUAAUUGGAACGUGGCAGCGGCAAGCAACCACUACUGUGGUUUCUCUAACAACAAGGAACACCAAUAUGAAAGUUACGUCAUCAACCCAAUGCACAGAAGCUCAAACAUGCGCCAGUCCUACCACGGGCAAGACAAACAAAUUCUCAACAUGAGGCAAAAGAUGCCCAGCUUAGCUAGUACAUCAAAGUCUUUCCUCCGAACAUGGAGGAUAGAGUCCUACCUUAACAACCAAAAUGAUGCACCUUACAGAGAUAACUACGAAUAUCUGGACCAACACGAAAUGGAGAAAUAUAAAAUACCGGCUUCCCAACACUCGCGCAUCAGGUCAUCGGUUGUUUUCACAUCCACUAUACCAGAGCAACCAGAGACGAACAGCUACUCCAAUAACUCAGCGUCCUCCAACCACGAAAAAAUUCAGUCAACCCAGUGGAAUCAUGCAGGGGCAGCACAAUAUGACGACUACAUGCUCAAGAAGCGCAGUACACAGAUUUCAGAAAAUUCAGGGACCAGCACAAGCUACAGCUCAGGAAGAGAUGCAAUAUAUGCAAGUCUGAACAGAGCAAACAGCAGAUUUGCUAACAAGGAACAUGACAUCCAGCAAGUGGAUUUAUACAAGAGACACAGUGUGGCCGAUCCCAGGUGCAAUACAUAUAAUAGUGACAGGAAUGAGCCAUCUAGUUACAUGUAUGCCUCUUUGCCUAGAGCACAAAGAGACAAGGUUUUAGUAAAUGAGCAUCCUACAAGUGGACGGUACUCACAAAACCUGAAAGAGGACCAAAGAUCUGUCUCACACUAUGAUUUUAAAAAGGCAGAUGAAACAACUACCUCAGGAAACGUAUGGCAAGAGCCUCCCUAGAGAACUGUAUCAGCAACACUUCUAGAAAGAGAGGACGGUCCACCUUUAAAAACAAAUAGCAUAUCAUCACCACACUUCUUCAAAAGGAGCACAAAGAAAAUAAAAUCUCUUCUAAAUAUCCCACAGAAGGGGGACGGCUUGCCGAAAAGAAAGAACCCUGCAAGUCUCAAAACAGGAAGCAGCACUGAUACAAUUCUUGCAGAUGACGAUUUAACACGAGAUAAGAAACACCACAGUAGCACUACCAGUUCUGUCAAAUCCAUUGGAAGCAUCAGACUGAGACGCGCAAAUGGGAAGAUUCCCAGUGCUGAUAAUCCCACCAUGGGAGGAACAUCGGCACCUCGGUUUAGCACCGAAGAGCUUCAUCACCCGCUGACUAAAAGUGUUGCAGAGACUUCCAAAACACAGGAACAAACCUUGUCCGUUGCUCAGAAUGACAGGUCAAACUCAACACUGACCAGAUCGGAUCUGUUGCCAAAGAAACAAGUAUCAACAAACAGGCCGUAUAGCAGAUUUGAGCCACUUUGUUCAUUUGAAGCGAAGCAUUCCUCAGAAGGUCAUUCAGCCUAUGUGUCUUCAAACAGCAAUGCAAGCGCAAAAUUGAGGAAUUCUGUGUUUUUAAGAGGAGAAACAAUUAAUAAUCAUAACAGUUAUGCAAACCAACAGACACACGGACAUGACAACAGACUUGGCCGGUUCAUGCAAAGGGUUGGCAAUUUAAUACACAAGAAAUACUGACAAGCCAGUUCAUAGCAAGUUUAAUGUUAAAGUGUUUCAUUCUGUCCACUUGCGUGACCAAAUGGAAUCGCAGAAUGAUUGUAUUUAAACCAUUCUCACUUGUUAGUUUGACAAACAUAUACUGUACCCACACUUACAUAUGCAGUUUUUGUAGUGCAUGUAAACAUAGUCAAUGUUGCUGUGCUGGGUGAAAUGCGCAAACAAAAAAAAGAAACAGCGUUUAUGGAUCUGAACCGAGAGAUGGCUUACUUAUAUCGUAGCUGUCUUUGCACAUUCAGCUGGGAUGGAAUAAAGUAUUUUAACAUCAUUGAAAUUACACACUUAAGCUUUAAAAAUUUUAAACGAACGAUGUUUACUUGAAUAAAUUACUGCUAAUGCCAGUGUUGAAGGUUGGCACUAUAACUUGUUGUGAAUGCUGCAAACACUGUCUAUGGUCAGACUCCAAAUAAUUAUUUUAUUCUUCUGGUGUACUAAAAGAGAUGAUUGUGUCUUAAGUGGGGCUGCAGGCAGAUGUAAUGAUAAUAAUUUCAUAAUUUCUUUCACAUGAGUAAUUGAUACUUUGAAACAUUAACUGUGGGUGAUACCUCAUAUUUAGGUCUGAUUGCAAGCGGUAGCAAACCAUUUUACGAUGAUAAAUUGCACAUCAGUCUGGACAAGAGCUUUUCCAAAAUAACCCUGAUUGUAAUGUUGACAGUGAAAUGCUGGAACAGAUGCCAGAUAAAUAAAUAUUUGCUAAUGGGUAAUUGCAUGCUUAGCUUAUCAUUAAGGGUGAUAAACCAUGCCAGAAAACACGAAAACAUUGUUUUGCUCAAGAUGACAUAUGUGUUAAAUAAAUAAAUUAAAAUAAAAUGUUAUUUACUC